This is a messenger RNA of Taeniopygia guttata (zebra finch), 3682 nucleotides long. RefSeq names its product neuromedin U receptor 2 (gene NMUR2). The record is from RefSeq and is a predicted model, not a curated record. Gene Ontology annotation, biological process: neuropeptide signaling pathway. Gene Ontology annotation, molecular function: neuromedin U receptor activity. NCBI's taxonomy places the organism in Eukaryota, Metazoa, Chordata, Aves, Passeriformes, Estrildidae. Gene Ontology annotation, cellular component: plasma membrane.
CUUUCCCACCCUCUGACAUAAACAAACAACCUGCAUCUGGUUUUGUGUCCUGUAUUUCACAUUCGCAGCUCCCUAAAUCCCACUUUAGUGACUCUGUAAAUGCAUCAGCUGCGGGAGCUGAUGCAAGUGGCUGGAACCUCUUUCCCUACACUAUAAUCUAACGCACUUAGCGAGCCAAUGAAUAUGUGGGAAAGGAGGGGCUUUCUGGCUGAGGGGCUCUGGCAGGGAAACAGCUGUUGAGCAGCACAACCUUACCCAGAGCCAGGCAAACACACUCAUUCACGUCCUCAGUGGCUCUGUGCUUCCAGGGGUUGGCAAGGCAGCUGCCCCCUCCUCCUCUCUCUGCAAAAAGUGAGCAAACUUGCACAGGGAAACAGAAAAGACAGCAAACCUCAGCUGUGAGACAUUUCAACAGAUCCAGCAAUGGCCUGGGUCAGUAAUUUCUCCUGGUUAAACCACCUUGCUCUACAUGAAGAACGUCUCAGAGGGUACUUAAACAGCACUGAGGAUUAUUUAACCUUCCUGUGUGGGCCCAGACGGAGCCACCUGUUCCUGCCCAUGGCUUUGGUGUACUCGGUGAUCUUCGUUGUCGGGGUGGUGGGGAACUUCUUGGUUUGCCUCGUCAUCCUCAAGCACCGCAACAUGAAGACCCCGACCAACUAUUACCUGUUCAGCCUGGCGGUCUCAGACCUGCUGGUGCUGCUUUUCGGGAUGCCCCUGGAAGUCUACGAGAUGUGGAGCAACUACCCCUUCUUGCUGGGGCCCGUGGGCUGCUACCUGAAGACAGCUCUCUUCGAGACCGUGUGCUUCGCCUCCAUCCUGAGCGUGACCACGCUGAGCGUGGAGCGCUACGUGGCCGUCCUGCACCCGCUGCGCGCCAAGCUGGCCAGCACGCGCCGCCGCGCCCUCAGGACCAUCCUGGCCCUCUGGCUGCUCUCCGUGCUCUUCGCCCUGCCCAACACGGGCACCCACGGCAUCGUGCUGCAGCGUUUCCCCAACGGCACCCUGGUGCCCGGCUCUGCCACCUGCACCGUGGUCAUGCCCCUGUGGAUCUACAAUUGUAUUGUCCAGAUCACUUCUUUGCUCUUCUAUGUGCUGCCCAUGGGGGUGAUAAGUGUGCUGUACUAUCUGAUGGGGCUAAGAUUGAAAGGAGAUGAAUCUUUGGAAGUGGAGGAAAUGGCUGUGAAUGUUCAGAGGCCAUCCAGGAGAUCAGUCACCAAGAUGUUGUUUGUCCUUGUGAUAGUUUUUGCCAUCUGCUGGGCUCCAUUCCACAUUGACCGACUUUUCUUCAGCUUUGUUGUGGAAUGGACUGAGCCCUUGGCCAAUACCUUCAACUUAAUUCACGUGGUGUCAGGUGUUUUCUUCUACCUGAGCUCUGCCACGAACCCCAUCAUUUACAACCUGCUGUCCCAGCGCUUCAGGAUGGCUUUCCUCAGUGUGAUUUCUCCUUGCUGCAAGCACUGUGCCCCUAAACAUCCCACUUGCAAGAUUUCAUCCCAGAAGAGCAUGUUUGUGAUUGAGGAUCACAAUCUCAUGGACUCUGCUGAAAACACAAGUCUCCCUGGCACUCACAGGACAUCUGUCAGCAGCUCUCAGCUCUCCACUGGCCUGUGACUUUCUGUGUUGUCAUCCAUGUGAGAGAGAAGGUUAAGAAAACUAAGAAACUAAAGCACAAGAAAACUUCCUAAAAGACUGAUUUCAGCAAGAAUUGCUCAGGAGAUGUCCCACUGAAUGAAUGAAUGAAUGAAGGAGGAGGCUGUAUUUAGGAUAUCUUAGGGAAGCACUGUACUGCCCCCAAGCUAAUGGGAGGGCUGGAAAUGGGAGUUUGCUCACUGCAAGCUGUGCCAGCAAAGAGGUACUUUAAAAGGUGAGAGACACUCCCAAUGUUGCCAGCACAGGAGACAAAAUCAGCUUAGUCAAGUCUUACUAAAUAGCUUCUUAUGCAGCAACCAAAACAUCAGAUUUUACUUAUUCUGAAACAGGACAAUUUUCUGCAUAAACCUUCUCUCCCCAUUUCUACCUUUAGGUAAGCCAGUCCCACUUCCCUCUGUUACAACCUUUUGAGGUAUGGCUGUUGCAGACCUCUCCUGUCAACAUUAGCAGACAGGCAAGAAUGAGAGCAGCUCGGAGCUGGGCUGAUAAACACCAGCCACCAGCAGCAGCUAUUUCUGGGCCAGAAGAACCAGGGAGCCAACAACUGUAAAAGAAAUGUAAAGCAAACUUUUGCUUUCUGAGCUUCUUAUCAUUACUUCAACUUCAGAUAUUUAUGUGUUGUCUCCACCAGUGAAGACCUGUGGUUGUGCACCAGCAGACUUCAGUGCUCUUACACCAGGUGGGCUGCAGAAAUCAGAGAUCUACGUGGAUUAGCAAUCACCAGGAAGGAGCCUGAACAGCAUUCCCGACAGAGGGAACUGGGACAAACCUUAUAUAUAAGGGCAAUUAAAUGGGGAGUUUUGCAGUGAUACUGCAUCUACUAAAUUAAGUUUUUGCCACAAGGUCUGAAAAACUUCCCUGCAUCCCCGUGGUGCAAACAGAUCCUGAGGGCAGUACACCCAUAUCAGAGUGAAAAUUCCUGGGCUCUGCUGACUGCAGGGACAGGCCCCUGUAGAAUUUUGCCAAGGGAGGGUCCAUUAUGCCAUAAAGAAUUUUGUAAACCUCUGUCUCACACGUUUCAAAGCCUGUUCGUUGUGUUUCAGGGAAAUGCCUCCUGUGUGCACCCGGAGUUUGCUCCCCAGGCUGGGCUCAGGCCUGGCACGCACUGCCACAGAGAAUCAUCCCCUGAGUGUCACCAGGGGACUGGCAGUCACUUACACAGCCAGAGAACACAGAGUUAGCACAGCAAAUAACAACAUUAGCUCCUCAGAGAUGAUACACUGUGUGCAUAAAAUCAUUUUCCAUUCUGGUCACAGGGGAUCCAGAUGACAUUUCCUACCAAGGAGGAAGGGAUUGUACUCCUGAUUACUGGUCUCUUUCUUUCUUUGCCCCAGAGUUCUCUGUUUUAUUCUCACUGUGGGACUCCCAGGUGGGAGACUCAUGGUAGCUGGAGAGUCCUCUUUUCCUGGAGCAUAAGGGGAAUAUUUUCAAAUUCUUUUUACCACCUGCAGUCUUGAGAAACAAUCCUUGGAGAGGGGAAGAGCCACACACAAGGCCUGCAGAGAAAAGGCCAUUCCUGCUCCCUCAAGACACAGCUGAAAUGCUUUACCACCCCCAAGUGGACACUUGCAUUUUACCAGUGACAUUUUCAUUUCUAAGCAGAAAUUUUGCAUUAUUUUUCCCUCUGCCAGAGAUUUCAGUGUGUUUUCCCUCUGGACAGGCCAUGGCAGUGGUGCCCUGCUGCCUGUGGCUGCCCAGGUCCCUGUUCUCCUGCCUGUGCAUUGCUCUGUGAUCCCACCAACCACCUGGGGACCACCUGGGGACCAGCUGGGCAGUGGCUGUGCUGGAUUUCCUUCCUCACCCUGUGCCUCCCUUGGGCAUAUCCCUCACGGAGCCCUGGGGGUUUUCCUCCCUGUCCCAUCUGUGUGACAUCUGCCCUAGACACCAGCCAAAGGGCUGAGGAGACAUAGUCACACAUCCAGCAUGGGCUGGAGACAGUCCUCUGCCAGCUUUUGUGGCUCUUUCAAUGCUUUUUAUGCAUUUAGGGUGAGACAGCAUCUUGUGUAGGUGCAGAGAGAGCCAUCAAUGU